Molecule: messenger RNA, 1602 nt
Organism: Plasmodium cynomolgi strain B
Lineage: Eukaryota; Apicomplexa; Aconoidasida; Haemosporida; Plasmodiidae
Exons: 3
Coding region: 1-1602 (533 amino acids)
Source: RefSeq, a predicted model, not a curated record
AUGGAUCUUCCGUUGGUUCGGCUGGGCAUUUUUCCAUUUUUGAAGGCCUCACGCCAGGCUACGAAUAACAACGUUGAUCUGUUUCGAGAUGUAAAUCUUUACGCAAAUUGCAUUUCUAUGUUUGAUAUUAUUAACCUUUGUGAGGAUUUGAAAAUAAUAAAAAAUUUUCUGAACUCGAAAAAGGAGUGUGAGCUGAUAUGGAUACUCACGGUGAAUUACCUGGAUAGGGUUGACAUCAACCUUUUUGAGAGGUACAAGCAUAAGAUUGACGUGACGUAUGGGAAGGACGUGUCGGGGAUGGUGAAAACGUUGGAGGAGAGAUCAACCGAGGGGAUACACACAUCAGGUGAGGCUGUCCUACUGGGAGUAGCCAAACAAGAAAAAGAAAGCGGAAAGAUGAAGAACAACAAAAGCGGACCGAACACGGAAGAAGCAAGCGAAAAAAAAAAGGAAAAGACCCAAAAGGGGGACAUUGCCUCAAUUGGGGGAGAGGAGGAAGAAGCCAAUGUAGGAGUUGAUGCAUCAGAAAGAACGGGGAAUCCCCCACGCGCAGGACAAGAAAUACUCAACUUAAAGGAAUAUAUAUAUGCAAAGUGUCAUGAAAAAAAAAAUGCUAUCAUGUUCAGAAGGGUAAAUUUUUUUGUGUUCCUGUACGUACUGAUAUAUAUAAUAAAAACAAGUUCGCGGAAAAUCAAAUCGCUCUCAGAUGACAUAAAAAAAGUGAGAAGCUUCUUCUUCUUUCUCAAUUUGUAUGAAAAAAAAAAAACAGUCGAAACGUUGAAGAAUAUAUACAAGGAUAAGUACUUAACUUUUUUCCAAAAUUUUAAAAACAGGAAGGAAAUUGAAGAAUACAGAAGGAGGAAGAUUUUUUGCCAUAAAUUUUCUUUUUACAAUGUUAAUAAAAUUUUAAAUCAAAAAGGUGAUGACUUGGUCAGGCUGAAGGAGGCGUGCACACGGGGGGGGAAGAAGCAACAUGCGGAAGGGAAGCAAACCGGGGGGGGGCACCCACUUGGGGAGGAGAAGCAAACCGGGGGGGACCACCCACUUGGGGAGGAGAAGCAAUCCGGGGGGGACCACCCACUUGGGGAGGAGAAGCAACCCGGGGAGUGUAACACAGAGGUGGGCAGCUACGACCUGACCAAUUUCGUAGACACAGCCGAACUAGACAGCGACUUCAACUCUACAAGCAACCCGCACGACGAAAGCAAAAGGGGAUCCCCCCCCCUUCUCAGCCCAUACCUACUCGAUUAUAUAUUUAAAAAUUACUGCUAUAAAAAGAAGCAUUGGAAAAUAAAAGAAAAUACGUUAAUCAACUUCGGAGUCGUUAGAAAGGAAGAAAACAAAAAAUACAAAAUGGAGAUUUAUAACCACACAAAGUUUAACAUAUCUGUGGACGUCCUUAUCGAUGGGGACCUCCCCAUCCUCGCCAUUUUUAAGGACAAAUUAUUUUGCGUCAGCUCCAAGUAUUGUAUAUAUCUCCAAAUUGACUCCAGCAAAGAGGGCGAGUGGUUCGGGUUCGUCAACAUCGCAUUGAGGUACAAGAACUCCACUAAGGGCGAUGACGCGGUGCGGAUCCCUGUCUACGUCCAUGUCUGUCCGUAG